AGAGAUAGAGAGAGAGAGGGAGAGAGAGUUUGAGAAGCGGACGCAAUCGAUUGAGACUUGAGAGCGAAUUCCGCCUUCGAUUCAGAGUCCUUCAGGAGAAAAGGUUGAAAUCUCGCUUGAAGAUCAAACAUCCUCUCUGAAAAAUCGAUUGGAGCUCUCUCUAGUCUAUAAUCAGGAGCGAUGAUUAAGCUUUUUAAAGUGAAGGAAAAGCAGAGGGAAGAUGCUGUGAAUGCCAAUGGAAGGCCACCCGUGAAGAAGCAAUCUGCGGGGGAAUUGCGUCUGCAUAAAGAUAUCACUGAGCUUAACCUACCAAAAACAACUAUCAUCUCAUUCCCCAAUGGCAAGGAUGACCUGAUGAACUUUGAGGUCACCAUUCGACCCGAUGAAGGAUUUUAUCUAGGUGGAGCAUUUAUAUUUACUUUUUCCGUCUCCCCCGUUUACCCUCAUGAGGCACCAAAGGUCAAGUGCAAGACUAAGGUCUACCAUCCUAACAUUGACUUGGAAGGAAAUGUCUGCCUGAACAUCCUACGUGAAGAUUGGAAACCUGUCCUCAAUAUCAACACUAUCAUUUAUGGAUUGCAUCAUCUUUUCACGCAACCCAAUCAUGAGGAUCCCCUCAAUCAUGACGCAGCGGGAGUGCUGAGGGAUAACCCAAAGAUGUUUGAAUCCAAUGUUAGAAGGGCGAUGUCUGGUGGCUAUGUGGGCCAGACUUUCUUCCCUAGGUGCAUGUAGCCUUUCCUGGUAAAGCAAGUGACAUUAUGGUAAUAUUUUCAUUCUCAAGGGUCUGAAGGGGUUGUAAAUUUGGUUGGAAGGGUGUCUUUUCUGUGGCCCUAAUGGCUUUCUUCAAGGAAAAGAGGUACAGAUCAGUCUACAUGAACCAAACAGGGGAAGGUGCUUGUAUGUUGCUGUAACUUAUGACUUGUUUGUGAUAUUGGUGGAGAAGAUAUGGUUUUUCUUAUUUUGAUGCGGGGAAUAUACUUGCCUGGAAAUCUGCUUGCUUAA
Telopea speciosissima is the source of this 1002-nucleotide messenger RNA. Its product is annotated as NEDD8-conjugating enzyme Ubc12-like. Bases 181 to 732 code for a protein of 183 amino acids. Lineage: Eukaryota; Viridiplantae; Streptophyta; Magnoliopsida; Proteales; Proteaceae. The transcript is spliced from 6 exons. The record is from RefSeq and is a predicted model, not a curated record.